Cheilinus undulatus (humphead wrasse) is the source of this 1370-nucleotide messenger RNA. RefSeq names its product succinate dehydrogenase complex, subunit B, iron sulfur (Ip) (gene sdhb). The record is from RefSeq and is a predicted model, not a curated record. The transcript is spliced from 8 exons. NCBI's taxonomy places the organism in Eukaryota, Metazoa, Chordata, Actinopteri, Labriformes, Labridae. Bases 68 to 919 code for a protein of 283 amino acids. Gene Ontology annotation, molecular function: electron transfer activity; 2 iron, 2 sulfur cluster binding. Gene Ontology annotation, biological process: aerobic respiration; respiratory electron transport chain; tricarboxylic acid cycle. Gene Ontology annotation, cellular component: mitochondrial membrane.
GAGCUGUGACGCAGUUACUGUGGAGGAUGCUGGGAUUGCAGGCGUUGGAGGUCAGAGAAAAUCCAAAAUGUCGGUUGCUGGCCUGACGUCCUUGAGCCGCUGUGGUGUUUUGGCAUUUCGCUCCCCCGCUGGACUGGUGGCAGUGCGAUAUGCCCAAACAGCAGCAGCUCCUGCAGCACAACCAAGAAUAAAGAAGUUCCAGAUAUACAGAUGGGACCCAGACACUCCAGGGGACAAACCCCGCAUGCAGACCUAUGAGAUUGACCUCAAUGCUUGUGGCCCAAUGGUUCUUGACGCCUUGAUCAAGAUUAAAAAUGAGAUGGACUCCACUCUGACCUUUCGCCGCUCCUGCAGAGAAGGUAUUUGUGGAUCCUGUGCGAUGAACAUUAAUGGAGGAAACACACUUGCAUGUCUCAACAAGAUCGACACUAACAUUAGCAAGCCAACCAAGAUAUACCCUCUGCCACAUAUGUAUGUUGUCAAAGACCUUGUACCUGACAUGAGCAACUUCUAUGCCCAGUACAAAUCUAUUGAACCGUACCUGAAGAAGAAGGACGAGUCAAUGGAAGGAAAGGAGCAGUACCUGCAGACAGUAGAAGACAGACAAAAACUGGAUGGGCUGUAUGAAUGCAUCCUGUGUGCCUGCUGCAGCACGAGCUGCCCCAGCUACUGGUGGAAUGGAGACAAGUACCUCGGACCUGCUGUGCUCAUGCAGGCAUAUCGCUGGAUGAUUGACUCACGAGAUGAGUUCACAGAGGAGCGUUUGUCCAAACUGCAGGAUCCUUUCUCCCUCUACCGCUGCCACACUAUUAUGAACUGCACCAAAACCUGCCCCAAGGGUCUGAACCCAGGCAAAGCAAUAGCCGAGAUCAAGAAGAUGAUGGCCACGUACAAGGAGAAGAAAGCUGCUGCCGUCUAAAUCCCGGACUUCUUUUUUUUACAACUUUUCCCUCCAUAAUAAAAUCAUAUAUUGAUUAAAUAUUGCUUGUAAAGGUCUGAAAGACCAGUGCACCAAACAACUCCACUACCACCACACAUGCGUCAUGGGAAGUCUGUGUGAGUGUCGUUGGAGGACUUGGUGUCACACAAACGCACAUGUAAAGUAUGAAUGCUGGAGAGUGUGUGUCCGAGUCUUACAUGUACUAUAACAGAAGUAUUUAUCUCCAUCUCUACUGUGUGUCUGUGUGUGCACUAGGGAGACUUGAUGCUGCAUGUUAAAGUAAAAACAAGGUAUUUUCUUGUGUGUAAACAUUUGUUGCUUAAUCAAGUUUGCAGUCAGUUCAUGGACAUAAAGUUUAUAUUUUUCCUCAGAUCUUAAAACAAGCCAACAGCAGUCUUUGUUUAAAUGCAGAAUAAAUAGUGAAAAUGCC